AUGGUCUCUAACGACAUCAAAUCCUUUCAAGAGUAUCUCAAAGGGAGCAAACGGAUAAUGGCCUUGCUGGGAGCCGGUCUCUCCGCUUCCUCUGGCCUCCCCACAUUCCGCGGCGCCGGCGGGCUCUGGCGCUCCUACGAUGCAACAGAGCUAGCAACUCCGGAAGCCUUCGAGGCGAACCCGGACCUGGUUUGGCAAUUUUACAGUUAUAGGCGACAUAUGGCACUGAAGGCCAAACCAAAUAAAGCGCAUUACGCCCUUGCAGAGCUAGCAAGGAGAAAGAGAGAGUUCAUCACGUUGAGUCAAAAUGUUGAUGGUUUGUCGCAACGAGCGAAUCAUCCCCCUGAACAACUUCACCUUCUGCAUGGGAACCUGUUCACGGUCAAAUGUACAUCGUUCUACUGCAAAUAUGUCCGUGAGAACGACUUUACGGACCCGAUUGUCCCCGCACUUGCGAUACCGAAGAACAUCCCUGAACCGCGACCGUUCACAGACGACAAAUCCGGCGAGAAGGCGUCAGAGUCACUAGCCAGCGCUUUGAAACAACAACAAAAACCAGAGAACGAAGAAGAAGCGGAACUAGAUAUCUCCGACGCACGCAUCCCGCUCAACCCCGUGAGCCGCGACGCUCUCCCACGCUGUCCAGAAUGCAAAGAGGGUCUACUGCGACCAGGCGUUGUCUGGUUCGGCGAGUCCCUACCCGUACAAACGCUAGACCUUGUGGACAAUUGGAUGAAUGAGGGAAAGAUCGAUCUGAUGCUUGUCAUUGGAACAAGCUCGAGGGUUUGGCCUGCGGCCGGGUAUGCUGAGCAGGCGAGAGCCAAAGGGGCGAGGGUAGCUGUCGUUAAUAUGGACCCUAAUGACAUGGGUAAGGGAACGUUUACGUCAAAGGAUUGGUUCUUCCAAGGAGAUGCCGGAGUUAUUGUGCCAGAAAUCCUGAAAAGCGUCACUGGGGAAGUCUAG
Molecule: messenger RNA, 963 nt
Organism: Aspergillus nidulans FGSC A4
Lineage: Eukaryota; Fungi; Ascomycota; Eurotiomycetes; Eurotiales; Aspergillaceae
Product: SIR2 family NAD-dependent protein deacylase
Exons: 2
Coding region: 1-963 (320 amino acids)
Biological process (GO): chromatin remodeling
Molecular function (GO): protein-succinyllysine desuccinylase activity; protein-malonyllysine demalonylase activity; NAD+ binding
Source: RefSeq, a predicted model, not a curated record